Cucurbita maxima (winter squash) is the source of this 489-nucleotide messenger RNA. RefSeq names its product cytochrome P450 87A3-like. The coding region runs from base 105 to 422 and encodes 105 amino acids. Lineage: Eukaryota; Viridiplantae; Streptophyta; Magnoliopsida; Cucurbitales; Cucurbitaceae. The transcript is spliced from 3 exons. The record is from RefSeq and is a predicted model, not a curated record.
AAAGAUGGUUCGUGGGGUCGAGGCUUCAACAUAGACAAGGUUGAGACGAUGGUCGUCUCGUAACAUGAUUGACUUGAAGGAUGAGACUGCAACGGUAAGUUCACAUGAUAUUUGAUUUUACUUCAAAGAAGUUGAUUAGUUAUGAUCAAGAAAGUUCAUCUGAGAACUUGAGAGAGAAUUUUGAUGUCUUCAUUAAGGGUUUGAUUUCUUUACCUCUUAAUUUUUCGGGAACCGCUCAUCACAAGUGCAGACAGGUUGAACAUGAGGGCAUCUUGAAGAAGAGGGACAAGGCAGAUUCAGGACUUACUUGGGCUGAAUACAAAUCCAUGACGUUUACUUUUCAAUUCAACGCUGCGACUCGGAAAUGUAGCUCGGUUGAUAUUUCGAGAAGCAUUGAAGGAUGUCUGAGUAUAAGGGUAUGAAUUGAAUUCGAUAUGACUUUUGGGAAAAUGAAAAACGUUCCGGUAAAAUGUACUUUUGGUCCCUAAA